AUGAUUAAAAAUUCAGGGAGUCGGGGAACCCUUUUGUGCAGCAAGCAGUGCAGUCUUGAUAUCACUAUUUUAGGUAGCAAUGACUUUUAUUCAUAUCGGAAUCAGAUUGAAGCACGUGGACUCCCUUUGUUGCCUGAAUCAUUGGCUGCUCUUCCUCCUUUUGCAUUAAUUACUUUCAAUUCUGGGGAAUCCAGCGGAGAAAAUAGCAAGCCAGAAGUUACAAAAACUGGAUUGGGUUCAUCUGCUGCUAUGACAUCUUCGGUGGUUGCUGCUUUGCUUCAUUACCUGGGAGUUGUUGAUCUUGCUCACGUGAAGGGCACUGCAGAUCUGGAUGUGGUGCAUAUUAUAGCUCAAACUGCUCAUUGCAUUGCACAGGGGAAAGUUGGCAGUGGAUUUGAUGUUAGCUCUGCAGUUUAUGGUAGCCAUCGUUAUGUCCGUUUUUCACCAGAAGUAAUCUCUUCUGCUCAGGUCUUUAUCUUGUCUCCUCUUUCCUCAAACAAACCUGUUGCUGCUCGUUAA
Molecule: messenger RNA, 519 nt
Organism: Humulus lupulus (European hop)
Lineage: Eukaryota; Viridiplantae; Streptophyta; Magnoliopsida; Rosales; Cannabaceae
Product: phosphomevalonate kinase, peroxisomal-like
Exons: 3
Coding region: 1-519 (172 amino acids)
Biological process (GO): isopentenyl diphosphate biosynthetic process, mevalonate pathway
Cellular component (GO): peroxisome
Molecular function (GO): ATP binding; phosphomevalonate kinase activity
Source: RefSeq, a predicted model, not a curated record